CGGGAGGAGACCAGAGUACUCGUUCAUUAUCACGACGAUACUCUUCCGAAUGACCACGAGAACGACAACAGGCACCGCCAUGGCUGAAUUUACUCACCCAAACGCCUCCAACUCAAAACCGGAAAGACCCUCGACGACCGUCGAGAAACCCACACCGUACACCUACGAUCUCGGCUACUUAACCGCGACGGACCCGAAUCCUCUGCCUUCUACAUCGACGCUGCUCUCCCAGUCCUAUACGGAGCGCAACACAACAUUACAAACGAUCGCCCGCGAUGGCGCCCAAUCCCUACUCAACACCCUCCUCACAACCUGCACAAUAACAUCCACACCAGAUGGGCUCUUAAUGUCGCUCCCACCCGCAUCGGCCCCGUUACCGCGCUGGAAACCGCUCCCCAAGCCCAAAGCCCCCACGAAAUGGGAAUUGUUCGCCCGCAAGAAGGGUAUAGGCAAGUACGCGGGCAACCUGAAGGGGGGUGCGGCCCUGGAAGACCGGCGGAAGAACCUAGUCUACGACGAGGAGAGUGGCGAAUGGGUCAAGAAAUGGGGUUACAAAGGGAAGAACAAGGCCGCCGAAAAUGAGUGGCUUGUCGAAGUCGAUGAUGACAAGGCGCAGAAGGAAAGCGAGGGCACGAGCGUCAGAGCGGAGGGUAGGCGCGAAAGAAUGGAACGGAUAAAGAGGCAGGACCGGCGGCAGAGGAAUAACGAGAAGCGGAACAAGAAGGGUAAGGCUGGCUAGCGGGCCAGGACGGGGAAAUGGCUUUGUUGAUGGAGGCGACUUGAUCUGAUGGUCGUCGUCAUGAUAAAAGCUAAGCACACGCAAGAGAUGCAUGGUUCUGUGUCCGAGUCUGAUGCAGUCCUUGUACCGACUACCGUCGUGAUUGGACUUGAGGAUACUGCGGUUUCGGAACGAGCAGUGCUACACAGCACGAUUUGCACAGGACUAGGACACGCGGCAUUUCAGAGAACGCAAUGGACGAGUGAAGAUCUAUCCCUUCAGAGGCACAAAGGUCAGAACGAACGUACCUAUUCUCUCCGAAAUUCAAGUCCAUCUAUUCGAUCUCGAAAGGCUCGUCUGCCUCAUCCACCUAAUCAUACACAUGGGGCUUAUGGCCUCGGUUUUCUCCCACUCUCUCUGCAUCCUCUUUUCUCCAACGCAUAAUAGUCCAAAGACCAAGGUGAAAAAGCAAUGCAAAGCGUAAAAAAGACGUCAAUGCUAGUCUCCAACCAGCUAGAUAAUACAGCCAAAUUUUCAAGAGCUCCAUGAGCUCCAUCCAGCAA
Messenger RNA from Exophiala xenobiotica, 1281 nucleotides. RefSeq lists its product as uncharacterized. Gene Ontology annotation, biological process: endonucleolytic cleavage in ITS1 to separate SSU-rRNA from 5.8S rRNA and LSU-rRNA from tricistronic rRNA transcript (SSU-rRNA, 5.8S rRNA, LSU-rRNA); ribosomal large subunit biogenesis; ribosomal large subunit export from nucleus. Gene Ontology annotation, cellular component: nucleus; preribosome, large subunit precursor; nucleolus. The record is from RefSeq and is a predicted model, not a curated record. Bases 50 to 739 code for a protein of 229 amino acids. Lineage: Eukaryota; Fungi; Ascomycota; Eurotiomycetes; Chaetothyriales; Herpotrichiellaceae. Gene Ontology annotation, molecular function: protein binding. The transcript has 2 exons.